Molecule: messenger RNA, 2187 nt
Organism: Cylas formicarius (sweet potato weevil)
Lineage: Eukaryota; Metazoa; Arthropoda; Insecta; Coleoptera; Brentidae
Exons: 8
Coding region: 1-2136 (711 amino acids)
Biological process (GO): pectin catabolic process
Cellular component (GO): extracellular region
Molecular function (GO): polygalacturonase activity
Source: RefSeq, a predicted model, not a curated record
AUGACUCUUAUCGAGAACGUUUUGGCAUCACUUUUCGGGACAUUGUUACUGGCAAAUCCACCAGUAGUAAAGGCAGACUCGUGUACCAUUAGCUCCUAUGAUCAAGUAGCCAGCGUUGUAAGCAGCUGCACAACCGUGACCGUUGGUAGUUUUACGGUUCCGGCUGGUAAAAGUCUCGACUUAAAAUUCAAAGAUGGUGCUUACGUAACCUUUAAGGGCGAGAUCAGAUUUGAACAUUACAAUUGGGAUGGGGCUCUUAUAUCGAUUGAAGUUAACAAUGGUAUUGUAAAAGGCGACGAGAAUAACCUAUUUCUGGCCUUCGGUGAGUCUUAUUGGGGAUGCGAAGGCGCCAAACCGCUAUUUAUGCGUCUCGUAGGAGUACACACAGGUUGUUAUGGGUUAAAACUGAAAAAUUGCCCACAAAGAUGUGUCUCGAUAAACCGUUCCAGGAACUCAGUAUUCGGCAAUUUUGUUAUCGACAACGCAGAAGGAGUUGGUACCGGAUUAACCAUCAAAGAUACCAUCGUGACAAACCAAGACGAUUGUGUAGCUAUCAAUGCAGGGAAGGAUAACGUUCUAGUUGACAACUUGCAGUGCAUCGGAAGCCACGGAUUUGACAUCGUCUCAGGCCAAGGCAAGGAGGAAGACAACCACAUCAGAAAUAUCACCUUCCAGAAUUCCGUUCUUAUUGGAGGAAUGGUCGGUCUUAGCAUGUUGUCCGUCAUCGAAGGAGUUAAAGGAGAAGUUAGCAACAUCAUUUAUAAUAACAUUAAAAUUCAAGGACCAUCUGACUACGCCAUAAUGUUCCAUCAAGAUUUUUCAAAUGCUAUUGGUGGCAGUACCGGGGUUCCAGUGGGUACUGUCGUGUUUAAGGAUAUAACAUUGAAUAAUGUGUCCGGUUACGUCGAAGGUCAAUACUCUGCCAAAGUUUGCUUGAGAUGCGCAUUAGGUUAUUGCAACAAUAUAAAUUUCAAUGGCGUUGAUCUUUCCGGUGGAAACUACCCGGACGAGUGCACCAUCCAACCUAAUGCACUGUGCAACAAUGCACUGUCAAAUGAAAUUUUUGAUUAUUUGGCAAGGAUUGCAAUAUUCUUGCUAAUCCAGUCAGUAACGAUUAAAGCUGAUUCGUGCAACAUUAAUUCCUAUGAUCAAGUCGCAAGUGUCGCAAGCUGUACGACUAUCACCGUUGGAAGUUUUACAGUACCUGGUGGAAAAAGUCUGGAGUUGAAACUUAGAGACGGCGCAUAUAUUACAUUUACUGGAGAAAUUCGAUUCGAACACUACAACUGGGAUGGACCCUUAAUAUUGAUAGAUGUUAACAACGGUAUUGUGAAAGGUGACAACAACAAUCUAUUUAAUGGUCUCGGAGAAUCGUACUGGGAAUAUACAGGUACGAAGCCCCUGUUUAUGCGCUUAGUGGGGACACACACGGGAUUUUAUGGGUUAAAACUUAAAAAUUGUCCACAAAGAUGCGUGUCUAUAAAUCGGUCAAAAAACUCUGUUAUCGGUAAUUUCGUUAUCGAUAACGUCGACGGUGUUGGGAAAGCCAAGAAUACAGACGGAUUCGAUAUUAUCAAAUCAUCGGGACUGGUUGUCAAGGAUACGACAGUCACCAAUCAAGACGACUGCGUUGCUAUCAAUGCAGGAACAAGCAAUAUUUUGGUGGAUAACUUUCAAUGUAUCGGCAGUCACGGAUUCGACAUAUCUUCCGGACUGGGAAAGGAUUCUGAUAACUUUAUCUCUAAUAUCACUUUUCAGAAUUCUUUAUUAAGUGGAGGAAUGGUCGGUCUUAGCAUGUUAUCACACAUCGAGGGGGCAAGGGGUGAAGUGCGCGAUAUCAAUUACAGUAAUAUUAAAAUUGAAGGUCCUUCUGACUAUGCUAUAAUGUUUCAUCAAGAUUUCUCUACCGCAAUUCAAGGUAACACCGGCAUUCCAGUGGGUACAGUCGAUUUUAGAGAUAUAAACCUGAAUGGUGUUACGGGUUAUGUCGAAGGUCAAUAUUCCGCCAGAGUUUGUUUGAGAUGCGCGGCCGGAUAUUGCGAAAACAUCAGUUUCAACAAUGUAAACCUCUCCGGUGGGAACUACCCUGACGAAUGCAGUAUACAGCCAAAUGGAUACAAAUGUAUUACCAAAUAGAACUUCAUAUUCGUAAUUUUGCACCAGAUGGCUUGGUCAUAUUAAAAACUU